Messenger RNA from Boeremia exigua, 1001 nucleotides. Its product is annotated as delta-delta-dienoyl-CoA isomerase-like protein. Gene Ontology annotation, molecular function: delta(3,5)-delta(2,4)-dienoyl-CoA isomerase activity. NCBI's taxonomy places the organism in Eukaryota, Fungi, Ascomycota, Dothideomycetes, Pleosporales, Didymellaceae. The coding region runs from base 136 to 864 and encodes 242 amino acids. Gene Ontology annotation, cellular component: mitochondrion. The record is from RefSeq and is a predicted model, not a curated record. The transcript is spliced from 2 exons.
UCUUCUCGUUCAUCAUUAUAUUUUCCCCAGCUUCAACCCCUGCACCUUUCUAGGAAACGUCUUUUCUUUACGUCUCAGACUGCCAUCCUACAGUCACUCCAUAAUGCUUGACAACAUCUCACUGACAUCCCCAGGAUGUGGCACAACCUCUCCGCCCUCUUCGACAAACUCUCCGUGGACCCCAACGUCCGCGCCGUAGUCUUCUCAGGCGCAGGCCGCGCCUUCACAGCGGGGCUAGACGUGCAGGCCGCCUCGGAGGGCGCAACCUUUGCCCCACCGACCACCGACAGCGCACGCAAGGCCAACGGCCUGCGCCGCCACAUCCUCGAGUUCCAGGACUGCAUCACGUCGCUCGAGAAGUGCGAGAAGCCCGUCAUCUGCGUCAUGCACGGCAUCUCGUUCGGGCUGGCGCUCGACAUGAGUCUGUCGUGCGACGUGCGCAUUUGCACGGCGGACACGCGAUUCAGCGUGAAGGAGGUCGAUAUUGGGCUCGCGGCUGAUAUCGGCACGCUGUCGCGCCUGCCCCACGCUGUUGGAAACAUGAGCUGGAUCAAGGAUGUUGCUCUGAGUGCGCGGAUCUUUGGGGCAGACGAGGCGCUGCGCGUUGGUCUUGUGAGCCGUGUUGCUAAAGAUAAGGAGGCCGCGCUCAAGGAGGGUCUUGAAUUGGCUACACUCAUUGGAUCGAAGUCGCCCGUCGCUGUGCUGGGCACAAAAGAAAUCUUGAACUACAGCCGCGACAAGACAGUAGCCGAGGGACUGAACUACACUGCGGUGUGGAACGCGGCCAUGCUGCAGACAAAUGAUGUCAAAGAGGCAAUGCUGAGCGGGAUGCAGAAGCGAAAGGUGAAGUUUGCCAAGCUAUAGACUCCCAGUACAGCAGUAAACGCAUAAGCGGGGAAGACAAUUGAGCUGAAAAAUAGACAACAAAACAGAAAUUCGCUUCACUCGAUGGCAUGAGACAUGUGCAAGACCAACCUGCUCGAACUACCCCCACACACAUG